UCUCUCUCCCUGUUAUUACACAACUUCAUGUUUCUCACUCUCCUUACUUCUACAUCUUUCUCUCUCUACAUUUUUCCAAUGGUGUGUUUAUAUAUAUAGAGAUUCACUUCUUCUAUGUAUACAUGUAUGUAUAGAUUACAAAAACCUGAUUUUGAAGUUUCAAUGAAGAUGGUUAUGGUUAUCGAAGCGAUUAGUGUAUGUAGCUUCUGCGAUUUCUCCUCUUCUUCUGCUGCUGCUGGUGUGUUCUCAACGUCGAAGGAGUGUUGAAGAAGAAAUCUGUUUCGAGGCUUUGUUGUUGUGGAUCUGCUAAAGCAACUAUAGCUGUUGAUUUUUGCUUGAUUUCUGUUUUUAAUGUUUUACAACAUAUGUGCCUAUUCAAGUGAAGAAGAUGGAGAUAUUACCAGAAAAGAAACUGAAUCAGGGAUUAUAAUUAGUUGUUAAUCAAGUUGACUGAAGCAUGUGCACUGGCCCAGAAAGACCCAACCAAUCUGUUACUGAUUCUACAUCUAGUAUGAAGGGUAUUACUAAACUCACAGUUGAGACUGAAGAUUCUUUUUCUAGUUUGCUUGAACUUGCUGCAAACAACGAUCUUGAUGGUUUUAAAAGAUCUGUUGAGCUCGAUGCUUCUGCUAUUGAUGAGGUGGGGCUAUGGUUGGUUAGGAAAAAAGGUGCAAAACAGAUUGUUAACGAGGAAAGGACUCCUUUAAUGGUAGCUGCCACUUAUGGAAGUUUAGAUGUUUUGAAGUUGAUUAUCUCUAACCCUGUCGUUGAUGUUAACCGUGUUUGUGGUCCAAACAAAUGCACUGCUCUUCACUGUGCAACCUCCAGUGGUUCUGUCAAUGCUGUUGAUGCAGUUAAGUUGCUACUAUCAGCUGGUGCUGAUCCUAAUGUUGAGGAUGCUAAUGGCCAGCGGCCAGCUGAUGUGAUCGUUGUUCCACCAAAGCUUCCUGGUGCUAGAGCUUCUCUAGAAGAACUGCUUCUGAACAAUUCAUCUGAUGGCUCAGUUGGUGACUGCAAAUUGAGAGUAUCUGUGGCUACUUCAGAUGCAUCCUCUCCCAUUCUCUCCCCAUCACCAGAAAAUGGAUCUCCUUCAUCAUUGGAGUCCUCAUCUUCCCCUAUGGCAUUGAAGUUCAGUGAUAUCCCUGCAAAUUCUGCACGAGAGAAAAAAGAAUAUCCAAUAGAUCCAUCUCUCCCUGAUAUCCAGAACAGUAUAUAUUCAACAGAUGAGUUCCGCAUGUUCUCUUUUAAGGUCCGUCCAUGUUCUAGGGCCUAUUCACAUGACUGGACGGAGUGCCCAUUUGUCCACCCUGGAGAGAAUGCUCGCAGAAGAGAUCCAAGGAAGUACCACUAUAGCUGUGUGCCUUGUCCUGAAUUUCGCAAGGGGGCCUGCCGGCGUGGUGAUAUGUGUGAAUAUGCUCAUGGGGUGUUUGAGUGCUGGCUACACCCCGCUCAGUAUCGUACCCGUCUGUGCAAGGAUGGUACAAGCUGUGCUAGGCGAAUUUGUUUUUUUGCCCAUACUACUGAGGAGCUUAGGCCCUUGUAUGUCUCCACUGGAUCUGCAGUUCCAUCUCCUAGAUCAGCUGCUUCUGCAGCUAGUGUGAUGGACAUGGCUGCAGCACUGAACCUUUUUCCUGGUUCGCCCUCAGCGCACUCUGUGAUGUCUCCUUCUGCAUUUAACCAACCAAUGUCCCCCAGUGCCAAUGGAAUGUCUCAUUCACCUGCACCAUGGCCUCAACCAAAUGUCCCAACUCUUCAUCUACCUGGAAGCAAUCUGCAGUCUAGCCGUCUGAGGUCUUCCCUUAGUGCACGAGACAUUCCGCCUGAGGAUUUUAACAUGUUGCAGGAUUUUGAUGCCCAACAACUAGUUUUCAAUGACAUGGCUUGCUAUUCACAGCAGCGUCCUAAUUCUGCCUCUUUGAACCGAUCUGGUCGGUCCAAGACACUAACUCCUUCAAAUCUUGAAGAGCUAUUUUCUGCUGAGAUGAACUCUUCUCCACGAUUUUCUGAUCAGGCAGCGGCUUGUGGUGUUUUUUCCCCAUCACACAAGUCGGCUUACUUUAAUCAGUUCCAACAGCAACAGAACAUGCUUUCACCAAUUAAUACUAACGUUUUUUCGCCGAAAAACAUUGAGCACCCUCUUUUGCAGGCUUCUUUUGGUGUUUCCUCACCUGGAAGGAUGUCCCCAAGAAGCAUGGAGCCCAUUUCUCCCAUGAGUGCUCGCCUUUCAGCAUUUGUUCAGCGUGAGAAGCAACAGCAACAGCAACAGCAACAGCUGCGAAGCCUCAGCUCUCGUGAUCUUGGAUCCAAUAAUGUAUCAAUUGUUGGAUCCCCAGUGGGUAAUUCUUGGUCCAACUGGGGGUCUCCCAAUGAGAAGGUUGACUGGUCUGUCAAUGGAAAUGGACUUGGACACCUGCCCAGAUCAUCUUCUUUUGAGCAGCUCAAUAAUGGAGAAGAGCCUGACCUAUCAUGGGUGCAAUCUCUUGUGAAGGAAUCUCCAACCGAGAUGAAAGAGAAGCAGGCCGCUCCUAAUUCAGUUGCUGCACCAUCCGGUGAGAAGAGUUUGAAAAACAGUUCCCAAAUUGAUUCAGUUGAUCAUUCAGUUUUAGGAGCUUGGCUCGAGCAGAUGCAACUUGAUCAGCUUGUCGCCUAGCGAGAUAAGACACUAUUAACUCAUUUUCGUGUUUAGCCAAACAAAUCAAAUUCAUAGGGUUGGGGGUAGUAUAUAUUGUUUUAUGGUACAACUUUUUGUUUAUGGAGGGGAGGAAAUUUGAGAAAAACAGGGAGAACUUUGCAUAAUGUUUCUAUUCAAUUCUAAUUGUUUAUUUGUUUACAAGCAACAGUUUUUAAGUUUCCUGGGCUGUAUUAAUGAAAACCCAGUCCAGGUUUAUUGAGAUCAUCCUUGUGUUUUUCCAUAAUCCUGAAGGACUUCUUUUUGUUACUCUCAAAUGAAACUAUAUUUUGUAUUGUUUA
Molecule: messenger RNA, 2970 nt
Organism: Solanum tuberosum (potato)
Lineage: Eukaryota; Viridiplantae; Streptophyta; Magnoliopsida; Solanales; Solanaceae
Product: zinc finger CCCH domain-containing protein 30-like
Exons: 3
Coding region: 458-2650 (730 amino acids)
Molecular function (GO): protein binding; metal ion binding
Source: RefSeq, a predicted model, not a curated record